GAGGGGGGGGAGAGGGAGGGGAAGGCCGGUACCCACGCAGCUCCAGAGAACUGGGGAAAAGAGGGUGGUGCGAAUAAAGACGCAUCGGUUGGGGCCAUGGCCACCUUUACACGGGAAGAGUUUUAUCAGCAGCUGUUGAGCAGUUGUGUGCUGCCAACUGCUCAGCAGGGUUUUGAACAGGUCUGGACUCUGCUGCUCUUGUGUCUAGCUUGCCGUCUCCUAUGGAGGUUAUCUCUGCCAUCCUAUGUUAAGCACCUGAGCACCGUCGCUAGUGGCUUCUAUGCCCUCUACCACUUUUUUCAGCUGCAGAUGGUGUGGGUUGUGCUCCUCAGCCUCUUGUGCUACCUGGUUUUAUUCCUGUGUCGCCACUCAACCCAGCGUGGAGUUCUGCUCUCCAUCACCAUCCUCAUCUAUUUGCUUAUGGGAGAGAUGCAUAUGGUAGACACUGUGAGUUGGCAUAAGAUGAGAGGGGCCCAGAUGAUUGUGGCAAUGAAGGCUGUGUCAUUGGGCUUUGAUCUGGACCGGGGCGAGGUACCAACCAUUCCAUCCCCAGUUGAGUUCAUGGGGUAUAUCUACUUUGUUGGAACUGUUAUUUUUGGACCCUGGUUCCGCUUUCGCACCUAUCUGCAGGCCGUAGAGAGCAGGAAAAUAACUUUCUCCUGGUUUCAGAAGGUCUUUCUGAGCUUCUUCCUCUGCCUUGUGUGCCUCAUCAUGUCUACCUGCGUGGCUCCCUAUCUCUUCUCAUACUUCAUACCCCUCUACAGCUACAGGCAACUCAGGAAGUGGCUCAGGGCUUACGAGAGUGCCAGUUCCUUCCAUUUCAGCAAUUACUUUGUUGGCUUUCUAUCUGAGACAACAGCCACUCUGGCAGGAUCAGGUUUUACAGAGGAAAAGGAGAAUUUGAAAUGGGACCUGACAGUGUCUCAUCCUCUGAAGGUGGAGUUGCCACGUUCUAUGGUGGAAGUGGUAACCGGCUGGAACCUGCCUAUGUCACGAUGGCUAAACUCCUAUGUCUUUAAGAACUCCUUGAAACUGGGGACCUUCUCGGCCAUCAUUGUGACCUAUGCAGCUAGUGCCCUUUUACAUGGGCUGAGCUUCCAUUUGGCUGCUGUGUUGUUGUCCCUCGGCUUCAUCACUUACAUUGAACACGUUCUCAGAAAGAGGUUGUCUGUCAUCUUUGAUGCCUGUAUACUCUCCAAGAAGUGUCAACCAGGAUGCUCACAUCGCCACAGCACGAAUCUCUGGGUUCGUCUCCUCAACCUGCUCUUUGGGGCUCUUGCUGUCUUCCACUUGGCUUACUUAGGCUCAUUAUUUGAUAUGGAUGCCGAUGAUACUAUGGAAGAACAGGGCUACGGCAUGUCUUACACCAUCAACAAAUGGUCUGAGUUGAGCUGGGCCAGCCACUGGGUGACCUUCGGCUGCUGGGUCUUCUAUCGUCUCAUCAGCUGAAGCAAGACCUUCAUGUGAACUCAAGGAGAUGGGAGCAGGGGGAUGGGGUGGAGGAGGCAGAAUGGAUAGACUCCUCCCC
Messenger RNA from Thamnophis elegans (Western terrestrial garter snake), 1528 nucleotides. It is a transcript of the gene PORCN, whose product is annotated as porcupine O-acyltransferase. Bases 97 to 1449 code for a protein of 450 amino acids. Gene Ontology annotation, molecular function: palmitoleoyltransferase activity; Wnt-protein binding. Gene Ontology annotation, cellular component: membrane; endoplasmic reticulum. The record is from RefSeq and is a predicted model, not a curated record. The transcript has 13 exons. NCBI's taxonomy places the organism in Eukaryota, Metazoa, Chordata, Lepidosauria, Squamata, Natricidae. Gene Ontology annotation, biological process: lipid modification; canonical Wnt signaling pathway; protein palmitoylation.